AACAUUCAAACAGAUAUCGCGCAACGCGAUAACGGUUACGUCGCGCAUACUAUCAGACAUUGUUGAUUAAUCGAAAUCAAUUCAUUUUUAGAGAGGGUAUGUCGCGAAAAGGCUGGAUGGUGACGGUGAUAAUCUUGUGACGAUACCACGGAGAUGAUGUCAAUAAUUGAAUGGAGUUAAAGACUUAAUGAUUCCGCAACUGAUGGUGGUCUUGCGAUAUAUCUUGACCGGCAAAUAGAUUGCAACCUUCAGUGUUUAACUGGAUUUCGGUCUAGGGUAGUGAUAUUAACAUGCAAGCGUAAAGUGUUCAGUGAAUGUUUGGUUCAAGCAAUUAUCCAGAGUGCUCAGGUGUACCAUAAAUAUUACUGAAAGUUGUGCCAGUUCGUUAUUAAUUUAUAAAUGAUAUUUAAUUGAAGUGAUAUACAUAUGUGCUCCAGAUUUCGACAAGUUUGGAUAUUUGAAAAUCAGUACCACAUUACAAAGAUCUUUAUAUGAUUGAGGGCUGUACGUGAGGAGGAAUUACUAUUGCCGACGUGUUAAGCCGCCAGACCAUCACAGCCAAUAUUAGCAAAAUGAAACUCGCAUUAAGAAUAUGUUGUCUAUGCUUUGUUGUCGGUUUCACGGAAAUUAUAGCAGCGAAUCUUGAUAAAGUUUCAGAUAAUUUAAAAUGCGAAAUAGAAAUAAAUGGAACCACUACUCAAAUUAAAAUCGGACAAGUUUUGAGGACCGAAGAUCCUUGCUUUAGUUACAUUUGCAACUCUGAUGAGGACGGCAAUGCUCAAACUGAAGAAAUAAGGGAGGAAUGCCGGAGAAAAUGUCGGAAGGGAUACGAAUUGCAGAGUAUACCAGGAAAGUGCUGCGGACUAUGUGUAAAAACGAAAUGCCUUUAUCUAGACAAGAUAUAUAGUGUAGGUGAUACGUGGCACAAUGAGGAUAAAUGUAUGUUAUUUGAGUGUGUCCUGGAAAAUAGCGCCCCAGUGAUAUCCACCUUUAAAAAGACUUGUCCAGAACUACCAAAUUGUCUUCCACAAGAUGUGUACACUAAAGACUGUUGUCAGUAUUGCAAAGAAGAGAAAUCCUUGGGUUUUAAUCCAGCCCCUAGAUCCGAUCUGACUUUUGACACAUAUGAGAACCAUCCGUGUAAAAGGAAAUGUGAAGCAGGAGCUCCUCCUAUGACCUGCGAAUAUAAAUUUCAGGUGGAGUGGUAUGAGACACUCAGCAAAGCAUGCUAUGAUUGCCCGUUGAAUGGUACAGACUGCAUGAGGCCUCAUUGCGUAACCGGAGAUGGAGUCCGAAAAAGUGUCCUUGUCGUGAACAGGAAUAUGCCUGGGCCAGCGCUGGAAGUGUGUUUGAAUGACACAAUUAUAGUGGAUGUGACGAAUGGAUUGCUGGGUGACAGUAAUACAAUCCAUUGGCAUGGGUUACUUCAGAAAGCCACCCCCUAUAUGGAUGGAGUGCCUAAUUUGACCCAGUGUCCGAUAAUACCCUACACUACUUUUCGAUAUAUGUUUCAAGCUGACAACUCAGGAACCCAUUUCUGGCAUUCGCAUGUAGGGUUACAGCGGGGAGAUGGAUGCUUUGGAGCGUUCAUAAUCCGAAAGCCAGACGACCCACAUCUGCCUCUUUAUGACUUCGAUUUGACUGAACAUAUUAUAAUAACCCAAGACUGGAUACAUACAAACGGAAUUACUAUGUUUACAAAUCAUCACCACUCUAUUGGUGACAAUAAACCAGUGAAUAUACUAGUGAACGGAAAAGGCAGGUUCCUGAAUAAAAACAAGGUUAUCGUGGAUCCCAUAGAUGACAAUUUAACUGAAGCCGAUGUGGAACCAACCACUUAUAGUGAAAAUGCUAUUCCUCCGCGAGAAUCCGUCAUGAGGAUGACCGAAGAGUUUCCCAAUGUUGGAGCGGAAAACAUAACAGACCGCCUCCGUACUGUCCCAUUUGAAGUGUUCAACGUAACCCAAGGCUACAGAUAUCGUUUCAGGACUAUUAACACUGGCUUCCUGAAUUGUCCAAUUCAAAUUUCGGUAGACAAUCACACUUUGCUGGUCAUUCAAUCAGAUGGAUACGACUUGGAGCCUGUGGAGGUGAAAUCAUUUGUUGCCUAUGCGGGAGAACGUUUCGAUUUCGUCCUGAAUGCAAGCCAAAAAAUCGGAAACUAUUGGAUGAGAUUCAAGGGAUUGAUGGAUUGCGAUGAAAGAUUUGAAAGAGCUCGUCAAGUGGCUAUCGUGCGAUAUGAGGGUGCGCCAGAUGUUGAGCCUAGUGCUUCCACCGACUAUGAUUUUCCUGUUGAAGGUUUGGAAUUGAAUUCGCUUAACAAAGGACCAGGACAUGUGGAUUCUUUGACCAUGGCUGAAGUGAGUGCCUUGGCUGAGGAUGAGGAGUGGUUGAAGCAAGAGGAACCCGACUUCAAAUUUUACAUCUACUAUGACUUCUACAAUAUCGACCAUUCACUCUUCUAUUAUCCACCCCUAUAUGGGAUCAAUAAUGUCAGUCGUCCUGUCUAUGCACCUCAGUUGAAUCGAAUCAGUUUGAAAAUUCCACCUGUCCCUUUGCUACCUGCUCGUGAUGAAAUCGAUGAAUCGACAUUUUGCAACGAAACUAGCCUAAAGGAGAAGGGAAUUGACUGCACCAAAGAGUUUUGCGAGUGUCAUCAUGUCUUGCAGAUUCCCCUGAAUUCUGUGGUUGAAAUGGUGCUUGUGGAUGAAGGACACACUUUCGAUGCAAAUCAUCCUUUUCAUUUGCACGGUUAUGCUUUUCGAGUGAUUGGAAUGGAUCGCAUUGGCAAGGAAGUGACUAUCGAUCAGAUCAAAGACUUGGAUAACAAUGGCCAGCUUCAUCGUAAUCUUAAGCAUCCUCCAAUUAAGGACACAGUAACUAUCCCUGAUGGCGGCUAUACUAUUAUACGCUUCAAAGCUGAUAACCCAGGAUAUUGGCUAUUCCAUUGCCACAUUGAAUUUCAUGCAGAAAUAGGAAUGGCACUGAUUCUGAAAGUUGGUGAUCAUUCACAAAUGGUACCUGUGCCUAAGGAUUUUCCUAAAUGUUCAAAUUAUAUGCCCACUACUGUGAAGAGUGCAUCAUUAGCUAAUUAUUCUAUUAAUAUUUUAUAUUUAGGCUUAUUGAGUCUUUUGAUUGUGAUAUAUUUAUAAAAUAAAUUAUGAAAUUAUUUAUACC
Molecule: messenger RNA, 3177 nt
Organism: Hermetia illucens (black soldier fly)
Lineage: Eukaryota; Metazoa; Arthropoda; Insecta; Diptera; Stratiomyidae
Gene: Mco1
Product: laccase-2
Exons: 5
Coding region: 573-3152 (859 amino acids)
Biological process (GO): iron ion transport
Cellular component (GO): plasma membrane
Molecular function (GO): oxidoreductase activity; copper ion binding
Source: RefSeq, a predicted model, not a curated record